Trypanosoma rangeli is the source of this 5157-nucleotide messenger RNA. RefSeq lists its product as uncharacterized. Gene Ontology annotation, biological process: mitotic G2 DNA damage checkpoint signaling; mitotic DNA replication checkpoint signaling; DNA replication initiation. NCBI's taxonomy places the organism in Eukaryota, Euglenozoa, Kinetoplastea, Trypanosomatida, Trypanosomatidae. The transcript has a single exon. The record is from RefSeq and is a predicted model, not a curated record. Bases 1 to 5157 code for a protein of 1718 amino acids.
AUGGCACUUUCAAAUCACUAUGUGUGUUUCUCCGGCUUCUGUGACGACGACGACGACGACGACGACGAAGACAGCAAUACUGACAGCGUCUCCGCAAGGGUGACCACAGAAGCGAAGGGUGGAGAAGCUACUAAGGCCUGGUCGCUGCAAGCAAUGCGGGUGCUCAGUGAAUCUUUGGGCGCCGUUGUGCAGACCCACAUUACGAGGCGCACUACGGUUCUCGUGGCAAGACAGGGUCUUACGCGGAAGCGGUUAGUGGCGGAGCAGCACGGCAUUCCUGUGGUCUCACCACGAUGGCUGGAGUCGCAUGGCAGCCUCGCCUUUGUCGAGGCAAAGGUGGCGCCUCUCUUUGGCUACACGUUCUGCGCGACACAAAUGACAACGGACGAGGAGAAGGCUCUCACCACCAUCGUCGAACGCAACGGGGGAAUUUUUGACCGCACACUCACUGAGCGCACGUCAAUGCUUUUCGUUCCACCGGGGUGGAUGCGGCAGUGGCAGCAGCAGCAGCGGCAGCGCAUGCGUGGACGUUCCUCUACUGGGCCACACGGAGAUGAACCACCGCCUAUCCUGCCAGAGAAGAUUUGCUUUGCGUGGGCAACGGAAAUUCCAGUCGUGGAGUAUCCUCGUUUUUUGUCCAUGGCGGCGUUGAGUAACUGCACCGGCGGCGAUGGUGUCAUGGCCCGUGUAGACUUUGACACCAUUGCGCGGCUCUGUGCGUUGCCGAUUUCGGUCGCCGGUGGACUUGUCCCUCAUACGCAGCGGGACGAACCCAGAGCAGCGCCUGCGGCCAACGAAACGGAGGAGCAGGAAGCCGUGGAGCAGCGUUAUGAUUGCGACCAUGCGGUAAAGCGACCUCGUGACACAGAUGAUGCGAGUGCCAUACGCGAAGACGCCGAACCACAGAGCAAGAAGAUGCGGCUAGUGCAAGGGAACGAGGGGGCCAGGAUGCAUGCAGCGGAUGCGCUGCGGGAUGCCGGUCCCCACGAGGAGACGACGGGUCCUCACAGUCCGAAGCAGUCGGUGUGGGCGGAGGAUGCAUUGGUGGUUCCGGGCUUGGCGGGUGCGGAGAACGAGCGGUCGCUGAGUUUGUUAGCCGCUGACGCUGCCGUCCCUCUGCCCGCGCACCACACGCGUCGUCCCCCACAAGCCCCGUCAUGCAAAGCGUCCGGGACGACGAAGGUGGAUUCGAACGACACCCCCUUUACUCUCACCUGCCCGUUCGUGCAGGUGGCGCUGCUGGGGUGUACAGCACGUGAGUUGGUUGACUGCAUACACAUGGUUGUGCACUGUCGCUUCAUGCGCACUCCUGUUGUCACGCCGUUUACUGACGUUGUCGUGGUGGGAAGCGAAUUCGCACCUGCGGCGCCGAGAGACAGUGGCACAACUGCCGGAAAGCAGACACCACCACAGCCGCUGCUGCAGCUGGAGCAGAGGGUUCAGCUGCUGGCGCAGUUACGAGAUCAUUUGACGCUCAGUUACGGCAUUCCCAUUGAACGCAUAGUGGAGGUGGAAUGGCUGCGGGCGUGCUAUCAGCGCAUGAUGCUUCAGCGCGUGCCGCCCGUCAUGAACAGGUCGCACGUCUCCUUUCUUCCUGCGCCCCUGCCAGUGCGUGAGAUUCCGCCCACGGCGAAGAUUCACCUGCAAUUCCCAUCUACCGUCUCCCUCUUCGCGCUGUCACAGCCACAGGGAAAGCAGGAAAAUGCGACAGCUGCUCGUUCUCCUUCGCCGCGGUUGCGGAAAAGGAAAGCCGCAGGGGCUCCGCAGCCGCAGCCCCAACUACAACGUCAGAGUACCCACAACCAACCACCACGUGAAAAUGGCGUGCCGGCAGUUGUUACUACCGAGCAAAAACAACACGAGGCGGAACUUCAGCUUGCGGCCCAGCGAGUUAAAAACCUUUUAGCCCUGCUGAACAAUGCAGCCGAAGAUGGUGAGGGGGAUACGGCGCCCCUUCUCCCCUGCCUGUUUUGCUUUGUGGAGACGGAGUUUUCUCGCAUCGACAUGGCUGUAGUGCGCACCCUUAUCAAGCACGGCAAAGGCGCCUGGCUAAAGAAGACGAGGAGCGAUUGGGUCAAAACAUUAACCCGUACUUCCACCACGGCGGCGCUGGAGGAAAGUCAAGCAGGGGAUAAUGAGUACACAGAGCUUGUGCGGCGUCACAGCGUGCUGCGCAAGCGACUUUGUCGAAUGCAAACUUAUGAUGCUGAGGCAGAGGAGGCGCCAAUGCGAGUGUCUGUGGAUGGACGCCGUAGCCGAAAGCCAGCGUCGUCGAACUUAACUAGGCACACCCCCACCUUUGCUCUGUACGUUGUGCCGCACGGAGACCAACGCCCUGCGGAGAGUCUGCUUCGAAGUGAAAGCCAACGAGUCACAGUGACGCAGCGACAUCCACUGCGUUACCUGCCUGCCGUGACGCAAGACUAUGUUCUGUGCUGCUUGGCCGCUGAACGUCUGCUGCAUCCCGGGAGUUGUUUCCUUUUUAGUUGGCCGAUGCCCACAGAGGCGGAAGGACUCGCACGGCGGCGACGCCGAAGCGAAUCUGGGAAACCGCUAGCUGCGUCCCCGUGGGUCGGACCACGCCGGCACGAGAAGGCACCUCUCAUUGGCGUCUCUGUCUAUUUUCUCUGUGCCAUGGCGGGUGAGGUGAGCGCUGCUCUAGCGGCGCUGCGCCGUGUCAUGGUAAGUUGUCUCACAGCCGCCGUCAGUGAGUUGGGCGGCCACGGCACUGAGAUGCUGCUGCAGGACACCGUGACACAUGUGGUGGUGGUCGACGUAGCGUCUGUGUUUGAAUCUACGCUUCUACCAGAUAUUACCAUGGAUAGCGCAACACCGUGGUUUAGGGCUGAGGAAAGUGAAGAGAGGGAACGGGAAGAGCUACUCUCGCGCCACUCCAUAUGGCCUCAUGCGCUGCAGGAUCAGUUACCAGAGGGUCUCGUGGAACACGUUGUGAAGGGGCGAAUCUCGCUGGUGGGUCUGGAGUGGCUGCACGCCAGUGUGGCAUGGGGCCUUUUUCUUGAUGAGGCGGCAUAUACUCUGGCGGUGGCGCAGCAGCAGCAACAAAAAUCAAAUGAGGUGGCCUUCUCCACCAUAACACCAUUGAUGUCCCCGCAGCGGCGUGCCGCCGCCGCCGAUGCCACGCAUCUCCCAUUUGAAGCCAUCACAAGGACCAUCGCAAGUAAAGACACGACGCUAUCACCGCAGCCAGGCGCGGGUUACCAGUUUGAUUUCUCAACUCCCACCGCCACACCAGUUCGUCCCCGCCCGCAGAGGGACGUACUGAGCGAGUGCAACACCAGCGUGUUACGGCAGAGCUGUCCGCGGUCGACGUUGCGAACCCCUCGACGACAACGCAUCAGUGUACCCCGCACAAUUUCACCCGCCGUCGUGCUAGGGGGAGAAACAGUUCCUGCGGAGGACCGAAGCUCCUCCAGUAAAUCCGAGACAGCGACAACGCUGCAAAACCCAGAAGUGAAGACUGUCGAAAGGCACGCGUGCACCUCCGUCCCAAAAACACGUAUCCUCGGUGAGGACGAUGUCGAGGACGUGGACAGCAGCAGUGAGCAUGAGCAGAGUGUAAGGAAGUGCCCCGGCCAGCUCCAUGGAGGAGGUAAAAACAUCACGGUGGCUAUGGUCAUGCCGCCACAAUGGGACCCUGAGGCGAGCAGCAACAGUUGCAUUGGCCCACAGCCCCCACAGGCUCCGCCACUUUUGUGGGGAGUCACUGAUUCAGAUAAUUUUUUGCCAUUGCGCCGGCCAGUUUUUACUGGCGGACUUCGGAUUCACAUUGUUCACGAUAUGCCCGAAAGAAAACGGCUCAUAGCAUUCUGCGCAAGACUUAGUGAUUCUGCAUUCAGUGGUAGUGGUAUUAUCUGUAACGAUGGUGAAAGCAACAGCAGUCAAAGUUGCAUGUCCGCGACAUCGGAUAAUUUAAGGCAGAAACAUCUUCCACGUCAUACAAACAUGGCCGGUGUUGGCAUUCGUUUGCAGUUGGUCGGGCCUUCUGUUCGAGACGCUGACGUACUUGUCACGCACCAACUGACACAGCGAGAAAGCGUCCUUGCUGCCAUCGCUGCCGGUCUGUGGGUGGUGACACCGAAGGCGUUGCAGGACUGUGAGGCGCGUCAGUGCUUUCUCCCCUUACGUGACUUGUCCGUGUACGAGUGGUGCCCGGAGCUGCUGCCGCCAGGGUCGCCUCGCACCAGUGUCCAGCUCGCCCACCAGUGUCGGAGCCGCCGCCAGCAGCGACAGGCGACUGGAACCCGCCUAUUUGAGGGCAAGUGGUUUAUUAUUGUUUCUCCAUCCACUUCCGUUGGGGCAGCGCGGGCGCGCUCGAUGCGAAACGUGCUGGAAACAGGCGGUGGCGUGGUGGCGUGGGCCACCUGCGACUUGGGCAACCCUGGCGAACCAUCAGCAAAUGCUGUGAGAACCGAAUCAUUGCCCUGCGACGCGGCUAAGCACCAAUCUACGCGGUGCUCAGACACAACGGCGAGCGAACCUACCUCCGUGUCGUCUGCCGCAGCGCUGCUUGAAAUUGUUGCGUCACAGAUACGGGGCCGGGAGGAGGACUGCAUCCAGGGCGAGGAGGAGAGUACGCCUGACGGCGCGGCGCAGUCCACCCCAUUGCCUGUGAAGGAGCUCAUUUUGCUGCUAGAUGGAUUUCUUCAGGACGAUACAGCAAAGCAAUGGGUGCAGGACAUCGUAGCGGCGUUUCCUCACGCGCAGGCCUCUUUUGCUGAGGCGAAGCGACAGGCGUGUGCACGGAGGCGGCGCAGGCAGGGUGAGCAGUGCUCCCAAUAUCGGCCGUGGGAGCUCCCAGGAGUGGGGGGUGCGGUGAGGGGGGUGGGUGCACGGAGCAACGGGGCCACGGUGUGGCCACCGACGGGGCCGCCCUCGUCACCCCACGCUUUUUCCGGCGUUGGUGUCUCCCCCGCGGCUGGAUGCGGAGAAGAGGAAGAGCAACGUUGCGUGUGGCAUGCCAUUUGUAGAGGAUGUUCGCGUCUUUGCGUCGGACUGGGUGACGCUGACGAUUCAGCAGCGGCGGAAGGCGCCCCUGUGCGUCGUGGAGCUUCCCCCUUAAACCCACGUGCCUCUUGGACUGUCCUCGUCGCUGGUGGUGCCAGCGUGUGUGGCUGCGACGGUGGCGGUGUGUGGUGA